Chilo suppressalis (striped riceborer) is the source of this 4013-nucleotide messenger RNA. The record is from the annotation of a GenBank genome assembly. Lineage: Eukaryota; Metazoa; Arthropoda; Insecta; Lepidoptera; Crambidae.
UUUAUAUUCCAGCUGCGCAAGCCGGUGUCGACGCUGUCGAUUCCCGGCGCGAUGAAGGCGUACUCCGGCGGAGGGCGUGACGCGGCGGGCGAGGAGGCUGGCGUCGCGCUCGUCGGGGUGCACAGCGAGUACCCGCGCUUCGGCGAGGAGCGGGCGCUCGGCGGCGGCACCUACAAGGGCGGGGGGACGGCCAAGCACAAACCCAACAUAGGAUAUAGAUUAGGUAGAAGAAAGGCGCUAUUUGAAAAGAGAAAACGAAUAAGUGAUUACGCUUUAGUAAUGGGAAUGUUUGGUAUUAUAAUGAUGGUUAUAGAAAAUGAACUGUCGAGUGCUGGCGUUUAUACUAAGGCAUCAAUAUACUCCCAGGCGCUGAAGACGCUUAUAUCAAUGUCGACUGUGAUUUUACUUGGCCUAAUCGUCGCGUAUCACGCUUUAGAAGUACAGUUAUUUAUGAUAGACAACUGCGCCGAUGACUGGAGGAUAGCAAUGACGUGGCAGAGAAUAGCACAAAUCACUCUGGAACUAGCUAUUUGCGCCGUCCAUCCCAUUCCAGGGCAGUAUACCUUUACCUGGACCACGAAGCUGGCAAACAAAGGAGGCGUCAUAGGAGUUGAAGUCGUGCCGUAUGACGUCACGUUAUCUUUGCCGAUGUUCUUUCGGCUUUAUCUAAUAUGCAGGGUCAUGUUGCUGCACAGCAAACUAUUCACAGAUGCUUCUUCAAGGAGUAUAGGAGCCUUAAACAGAAUUAAUUUUAAUACUAGAUUCGUUUUGAAGACGCUCAUGACGAUAUGUCCCGGCACCGUAUUAUUAGUUUUUAUGGUAUCAUUAUGGAUAAUCGCCAGUUGGACACUCAGGCAGUGUGAAAGGUUUCACGACGAAGAACACGCUAAUCUACUGAAUGCAAUGUGGCUUAUUGCGAUUACGUUUCUCUCCGUCGGUUUUGGUGACAUUGUGCCAAACACUUAUUGCGGCAGAGGUAUAGCUGUUAGCACCGGUAUCAUGGGAGCAGGAUGUACGGCCUUAUUAGUGACUGUUGCCUCGAGAAAGUUAGAGUUGACUAGAGCUGAGAAGCAUGUGCAUAACUUCAUGAUGGAAACACAACUCACGAAAAAGCUGAAAAACGCUGCAGCCAAUGUUCUUCGAGAGACAUGGUUGAUUUACAAGCACACUAGGCUUGUGAAAAGAGUCCAUCCAGGAAGAGUUAGAACACACCAAAGAAAAUUCCUAUUAGCCAUUUAUGCAUUACGAAAAGUAAAGAUGGAUCAAAGAAAACUCAUGGACAACGCGAACACAAUAACAGACAUGGCAAAAGACCCCUUUCUGUUACAGACGCAGAAUACAGUUUACGAAAUAGUAUCAGACAUGAGCACGAGACAAGAUACUAUAGAGGAGAGGUUGACUAGUUUAGAAGAAAAACUCACUACACUACAGGAUCAAGUAAACAGUCUGCCAGACGUGAUGGCUCGGUGUCUCCAGCAAUGCUGGGAGCGAGCCGAACAGCGGAAGAAUUUUCUACAUCCAGACACUGCUGCCGUGCCUACACCACCAUCGUCUUCUAUAGCGCCUUAUGCCAGAACGUUAGCGUCAACGACUCACGCGUGGCCCCCGAGUCCAGUGCUGCAGCCGGCGGGGCGCACGCACUCAGCCCCGGAGAGUACCACCACGCACUCCCCGACCCCAGCGCCGCAGCCCUCCAGCCCCGCUCCGCAUACUCGGCCCCCCCUACCCAGCUGAGUACCGCCUUCCAACUCCGAACUCCUGUGCUGAACUCGACGAAACUCGGCGCCCCUCCUCUGACCCCCCCUUCAACUCCACUACCCAGCGAGGCCGCCGGGAAAUUUGCACCACUCAACGAGGUGUGAUUGUACAAAUACGUAUGCUAAAUACUGAUUUGUUAUAACGAAUUUAUCAUUAACGGUGGUGGCGUCAAAACUUUCAACUUGUAUUUGGUACCCUUUUUUAUACGUGUGCUCAGAGCGAUUUUCAUUUUGAUUUUCUAACAGCGAUGUUGGGACACAUAACUUGGACCAAUCCAUGCUUCUCGAUAUUUAUUGUUUGCACAGUCAUAACAGUUAACUAGAAAAACCAAAAUCACGAGUGACUGUCGUAAAUGACCAAACAGACAACCACUUUGCAGUGACAUAUAAACGAAAAUAAAAAUAUAACAACAUGAGCGUGUGUAUGGUAAUGUACAGUUUUGGUGUCACCUCCUAAAGUUGCCAAUAUUUUAUUACGGAGGUGAAUGUAAUGAGUGUUGCCACGUGAGAUAAUUUCUCCGGCGCGCCGUGGACCCCGCCGCGGAGCGAGCAAAGGCCAGCCGUAGUAUUCUUCGCUGUUCCCCAAGUUUCGGAAGUGCCAGACUGUUUUACUAGUGAUAUUUAGAUAGUGAAUGAAAUGAGGCGGAAAGGACUCGUCGUUGUGAUUAUACAUGAUGCUUUAUCAAUAGACGCUUUAGACGAUACGUUAGAAGAUAUUUUGAAUACAUUAUCAGCAUUAGGAUAGUUAGAUAGGUACUACACGUCUGUUCACGUUUUACCUGAAGUUCGAGGAACCAAAUUACACUGUUUUAUAUGAAACUUCGUGUGUUUUUACUAAGGUUUAUUCUGGAUACAUAAAAGUAAUAUUACGUCGCAUUAUGAAUCUAUUAAAGCACCAAAUCUAAAAUAAUUAGAUAACGCUUAACUAGAUUUUUAUGUGACAGAAAUAGAAUAGUUUGUAACAACAAUAUUGGGAUUAGGUAAAUACAAUAGAUUACACAUAGAAGAACGCAUUUAUUGACUAGCAGUGUUCAGAGUUUGACUCCAUAAUGAAAUGUAAAUUUUCAAUAGGAACAACAAUUGAAACUGUUGUUGGUUUAGAUCUUUAUUUAAUUAAAAUUAUGUAUAACAGUUAGCGGUAAAAUAUUUGGAAUAACACAUACUUGUAUUUAAUAUCACUCGACAGAUCUAGCACUGAAGUCUGAUUAUCAUGAUUUGUUAUUUAUUUGGACAUAGGUGUAUGAGGUCAAACUAUCAUUUUUCCCAAAAUAUUAUAAAGUUUGACUUCGUGAUAUAAAUAUAUGAUCCUGUAUACACACUUUAUUUAGAUUAUAGGUAAAUAAAAAAAUAAACUGUUACUACCUGCCUAUUGACAUGUAGAUCAUAGAUAUUUUUUAAGAAUAAUUUUAGGGAAAAAGCUUUGUAUUGUAUAAGACAUAAGAUUGAUGGCUGUCUAAAUAGUGCCUAAAACACUACGAAAAUUUCGAUAAUUCAGUUUUAUUAUCCGAAUAACUUAUGUAAAUAGGUAAUUUAAAUUUGAGAACAUAAUAUUUAGGAAAUAUCUGAAUUAUUUAGAUGUAUGAGGAUGUGAAAUGGGAACAAUUUCUUUGUACGUUUUCAUUUAGUAACCCGAAAAAUUAUUGUAUUCAUUCUCAGUUUAAAUUAAUCUCGAGUUGCGACCCUUUUCAAUUAAGGCAAUGAAAAUAUUAAGAAGGCAUUAACGUUUACUUAAUUAAAAAAUAAAUAAUACAUAUUUGCUUUUUUUCUUAUUCCCUAGUUAUAAUAAUGCUCAAAGCAUGCUUACGAUUAAAGACCUAAUUAGAAUUUAUUUUGCCCUACUAAAGUUUUUAUAGACUACUCUCUCUGUCCCUAUCUCCGACAUUUUAAAAUUUCUCUGACAUGUUAGUCAAAAUGUAUUCGUAAUUUUAUCCUCUAUGAAAUCUUACGCAUUACCUAUUUAUAAAUAUUUAUUAGUACUUAAGUAAAAAAAAUCUAAAGUAUCAAACUAGUUAUAUUUUAUUUUGAAUCCAUUUUCAGUUAAGUUAAAUAAAAAUACUAUUCGCAUUUAUUUCUGUGAAACAAAACAGAUUAGGUACCUAAUUGUCAUACGUCACUUUUGAUGAUGGACAAUUUGAUUUUUAACUUCUUUUUAAUAAUGGUGCUUUUUAGUGGUAUGUGCGUUAAACGCCAAUAACGGGUUUUGUGUAUUACUUCUGUAAUAUACUUAUUUGUUACACUUUUAUCCACUUAUAAAAU